Drechmeria coniospora is the source of this 3360-nucleotide messenger RNA. RefSeq lists its product as uncharacterized. Gene Ontology annotation, biological process: mitotic cell cycle. The record is from RefSeq and is a predicted model, not a curated record. Lineage: Eukaryota; Fungi; Ascomycota; Sordariomycetes; Hypocreales; Ophiocordycipitaceae. The coding region runs from base 1 to 3360 and encodes 1119 amino acids. The transcript has 2 exons.
AUGAUGUUGGACUCUCCGCCCAAACGAAUAACGCGUUCUCGCGCUGCUGCCAAGGCAAGCGAGUCAACGGUCAAGCAUACUAAAAUUAUUCCGGCCUCAGUCAAGGCGAGGACGACGGGACCUGCGACUGCGAGCACGAAGAGCACAGCGACGAAGCGCAAGACAAGAGCGGACGAGAACGAGAGUGACGCCACGCAGCAAGAGAGAGGCACAAGGAGGACUCCAGCAAACACUGUGCCUUUAAAGCUUGUCCACCAGAAGCCAGAACGAGCUGCAUCAUCGCUUACACCCGAAGCCGCACCAGCACCACCGAAACGGGCACGCGGUCGACCAGCGAAGGAGACAUUGCUCAAAGAAGAUGGGAAAGCAACGACAGCACCGAAGCUCCGUGGUAGGCCAAGGAAGGCUAUGAUGUCGGGGUCGGCUGAAACGGCGACGGAACCGUCAAGGACGAGGACGCGAGGUCAAGCAACAACCGCCAAGGUCGACUCAAUAACAACUUCAGCGAUGACAACGAAAACGAAAGCUACAAUGAAAACGACAACGACAACGAUAAAGGCAAAGUCGGGUGCGAAAAAGACCGUAAAGUUUCAAGAAGGCGACGGAGAUAAGGAGAACGUUCUGCCCAAGCCCAAGGCGCAGGAACCAGCAACGACGGGCAUUCGUUCACGACCUGCCCGUCGCGGUGGUGCACCGUCAGCUCGAGCAUUGGGGGAGGCGUCUAGGGUUGCGUCUGAAAGCCCGGGAUCCGACCAAAUGCCGCCCUUGAGCCCCAGGAAGGUGACGCAGAUGCGCCUAUCUCGGGAUGCCGACGUCUCCGAGGACGAACUUGCGAUGGACAAGGCCGAUACGCCAGUCCAGCACAUGAUGAAAAACCCCAUCAAGCCACGACCGGGAAUAAUUUCUGGCGCCAAGAACAUGACAGAAAUCCCGAGCAGUCGCUCGGAGGCGAUGGCUGCCCUGAAUCCUCCGGGCUCCCCUCGACGCCCUCAAUCGUCGCCGCCCAAGGAUUCGCUCAAGUCCCCCGCCAAGAAAAUGGGCGCGGUGCUGCUGCCUAGGUCGGCCAAAAAACCGCCAUCGUUCUGCAGCAACGAAACACCAUCGUUCAAGACGUCUCUCUUGCAGUCGGCUGCCAAGAGACCACAGUCCCCCAUCAAGAGCAUCAACUUCACCCCGGCCCAUACCGCCAAGCUGCAGCUUGAGCAGCCGCAGUCAUUCAUGAAGAAGACCAUGCUAGGCUCUCCAGCGAAGCGAGCGAUGCCCGGCUUUCCGCCCCUAACCCCGACAGACCCGAGCGACGCCACUGCACUGACUGGUUCCCCACGAAUGAAGCCUCUCACGACGGCUACGUUGCACAUCGGGAUGGUGACAGACAAAGAGUUCUACGACCAAACAGGAGAAGACGAGCCCAUUGAGUCACAGAUGGAGGGCCUCGAGUUCUCAGGCCGCUUGUCUGCUGUCCUGGCCCGAUCCGCCGAUCCUGUGCUGACGGAAAAUGCGAAUUUCGACGGCGACAAGGGAGACGAGAUGGAAUUGGCCAACAGAUCGGCCGAGGCUGUCAUUGCCGAUGAUCAAGCUGAGCGAAAUCCCAUCCCACCUACUCCACAAUCCGUUUCGCGACACUCCUGUGAAGAAGAAAUCGACGACGACGUCGCACUGGAGAAUACGGCUGCUGGUAUGGAAAAGUCUGCAGAGGUUCUGCAAUCCGAAUCUGAGUUCUACGAGCCAAGUGCCGGAAAAUUUACAUCUGGCUUUCCGGUCGCGGGCACCGGCCCUUCUACUCCUGCGCCACCUGCAGGCACGGCUCUAGAGACCUACGAGCCAGGUGCCCGGGUGGGCUCUCUAGCAGAGCAGUCGGAUGCGUGGUCUGGGAGUAUCACUACCAAGAUCUGCAGCGGCACAGUCGUCACCCGUCAUGGUACGUCAAUGGCGGCUAGUGGACUACAUGAACCAUCGGAGGGGCUUGAUGGACCGCUGAUGACCAGCACGUACUUUGAAGACGAGAUGUUGAUUCAUGCCGAUUCAGUCGCGAUGAAGCCAGAGUCCAGCCCUGCAGCCACAGCUCGGGAAGAGUUCGACAGCCAGUUCAUCGACAUCACGACGACUGAUGAGGACAUUAUUGUGGCCCAGGAUGCAACGAGUCUGGAGCCCCAGCCGACUCUAUUCGACGAUGGUUUGUCCGAGGCAAGCCAGGAGUACGGGGAUGAAAACCAGGUUCCCAUGGAUUCAAUUGAUACGAGCCAGCACACUGCUCCAACGACACCUGCUCGGCUGACGUAUAACGGAGGGUUUUCAACCACAACCAAGGUGCCCUUGAAACCGGCGGAUAUGUCGACGCCAGGGGCGAGCAACGUACACAGCCGCAGCGCUCCACGCGCGAGCUCUAUGCAACAUCCACAGUACUUGCCCAGCGGUGCCAGCACCAACUCAUUCUCACCGAGGAAGCGGAAGGGUGGGCGAAGCAGCGCUGUAGGAUUAGAUACCCUAGUUACGGGUACGCCGUCGAGGUCGGAGCUUUGGUCCGGCAUGGGAAACCUGACGCGGACUCCUCGGCGUGACUUGAACCAGGCGCUGCUCAGGGGCGCCGUCGUUUUCGUCGACGUCAACACGACAGAGGGCGCAGAUGCCAGUUGCAUCUUCAUCGACCUGCUGAACCAAAUGGGGGCUCGAUGCGUCAAGUCCUGGGACUGGAAUCCAAACGGCGAGGCCAAUGGUGAAGCGUCGAAAACCGUGUUUGGAAUUACGCAUGUUGUCUACAAGGACGGAGCGAAGGGCACGCUGGACAAGGUCGCCGAGGCAAAAGGCAUUCGCGAGAACUGCUGGCUCGAUGAAGCUCCUUACUCCAUUGACACGGCCCACACCCGGCACGGAACGGCUCGUCGACGCAGGAGCAUUGAUCCCAACGCCCUUGCGAAUCUUCGAGGUGCCAAUGUCGAAAGGGAGCCGCCGCAAGCAUUCGGCACACCGCCUAACCGCCGCGACAGCUCGCUGUGGAUGCACGUGCUGUCGGACAGAGAUGAAGAGGAAGAAGAAGACGGAGACGAAGAUGGCGAGUGGCCCCGCGUGAUACUGACACCGGUUCCAAGGACGCCGGCCCCGGAGGCGGUUGCGAAAUACGCCGCGGAGCUCUCGGGCACGCCCUAUGGAGAGGAUGACGACCAACUUGACUCCUCACCUACGAAGAUGGCUCUUCUGACGCGGACGUGCCCACCAAAGCGAAACCCUCACCCACACAUGGGGCAUGCCAUCUUUGGUGGAGAUAAGGACGACCAGGUGGUUUUGAGACUGAUGGCCGCUCGACGGAAGAGUCUGCAGUUUGCCCCCAAAAUCGGGAGUCCCCUGUCCAAACACUGGGACUAG